GGGGCUGUGGUCGGUUCAGCGGGUGCGCCGGGGACUGGCAGGGGCGGGGCGGCUUUAUCGCCCGGUUCUGCGGCUGCUGCCUGGCGCUCCAGAGCUAGCUGGACCGCUGUCCUCUCGCCAUGGGCUCCGGGCCGCGCGGGGCGCUGAGCCUAAUGCUUCUGCUGCUCGCGCCGCCGGGCCGCCCGGCCGCUGGCUGCCCGGCCCCGUGUCGCUGCGCGGCGACGCGGGUGGACUGCGGGCGCCGCGGGCUGACGUGGGCUUCGCUGCCGGCCGCCUUCCCGCCAGAUACGACCGAACUGGUGCUGACGGGCAACAACCUGACGGCGUUGCCACCAGGGCUGCUGGACGUGCUGCCGGUGCUGCGUGUCGUGCACCUGGGCGCCAACCCCUGGCGCUGCGACUGCCACCUGGUGCCGCUGCGCGCCUGGCUGGCAGGCCGGCUGGAGCGCGAGCCCUACCGCGACCUGCGCUGCGCCGCGCCCCCCGCGCUACGGGGCCGCCUGCUGUCCUACCUGGCGGAGGAGGAGCUGCGCGCCGCCUGCCCGCCUGGCGCGCUCUGCCGCGGGGCGCUAGCGGCGCAGCUCCUGCUACUCUGCCUUGGGCUGCUGCACGCGCUGCUGCUGGCGCUGCUGCUGUGCCGCCUGCGGAGGCUGCGCGCCCGCGCCGCGCGCCGGUGGCCGCUGACUACCCCGCUGGCGGAGGAGCCCGCGACCCCCGAGCCGAGCGACUGGCGCUGAGCCGUGCGGCCGGCCCGCUGACGGCCCCCCGCUCCGGGCGCAUCCUCCGCCCACACGAUCUCCCAGACGCUCCCCCCACCGCGGCCGCGCGCAGGGGCCCCACUGCUGCGCGGGCACCGCUGGCGACACGCUCGCACCCCCUGGACCUGGAUGCCGAAGCGGGCCCGGGGCGAGCCGCUGCCCAGACCAGUCGAGCCCCCCACGCCAUCUCCAGUGCGAAUAAACCCUGCUCUCCAUCCGA
Messenger RNA from Aethalodelphis obliquidens (Pacific white-sided dolphin), 978 nucleotides. RefSeq names its product glycoprotein Ib platelet subunit beta (gene GP1BB). The transcript is spliced from 2 exons. The coding region runs from base 120 to 737 and encodes 205 amino acids. The record is from RefSeq and is a predicted model, not a curated record. NCBI's taxonomy places the organism in Eukaryota, Metazoa, Chordata, Mammalia, Artiodactyla, Delphinidae.